Lodderomyces theae is the source of this 897-nucleotide messenger RNA. RefSeq lists its product as uncharacterized. Gene Ontology annotation, cellular component: cytoskeleton. Gene Ontology annotation, molecular function: actin filament binding. NCBI's taxonomy places the organism in Eukaryota, Fungi, Ascomycota, Pichiomycetes, Serinales, Debaryomycetaceae. The record is from RefSeq and is a predicted model, not a curated record. The transcript has a single exon. The coding region runs from base 1 to 897 and encodes 298 amino acids.
AUGUCUCCUACACUCAAACAAGAUACUGCUUCUGCUACUGCCACUGUCACCGGCGCCACACAAACAUCCACUUCCAGAGGAUAUGAUAUGGGUACAAGAGGCUCACACAAUAUUGCUAAAGGUGGUGCUCACCCAUUUCCAGUACCCAAGUUUACCAAUAAGAAAGAAGAAAGACAAUGGGCCUUGCAACAUAUGGCAGCUGCAUUCAGAGUGUUUGCAAGGAAGGGAUACACUGAAGGUACUGCAGGACAUAUCUCAAUACGUGACCCCGUAGACCCUGACACAUUCUGGAUCAACCCUUUGGGAAAGCAUUUCGGGUUAAUGAAAGCCAGUGAUAUGGUUCACGUCGAUGAGGAUGGAAAUUUGUUACCUGAUGGUAACCAAAUAGCCUUGAAUGCAGCGGGGUUUGCUAUUCAUUCUGCAAUCCAUAAAUUACGUCCUGAUGUCAAUGCUGCUUGCCAUACCCACUCCAUCUAUGGUAAAGCUUUUGGAGCUUUGGGCAAGAAAUUGGACAUGAUCAAUCAAGAUGUUUGUACUUUCCACAACAGCCAUGCAAUUUACACCGAUUUUGGAGGUGUGGCUUUGGAAGCCGAAGAAGGUAAAAAGAUUGCCGCUGCUUUGGGUAAUGGCAAGGGAAUUAUUCUACAAAAUCACGGUUUGUUAACAGUCGGCUCCACAGUGGAUGAGGCCGCAUAUUUGUUUACAUUGUUGGAAAAGUCCUGCCAGAUCCAAUUGGCUGCUCAGCUGGCAUUGUUACCGGGAGAGUCAUUGAAGACGAUUGGUGAUGAAGAGGCUGCUUAUUGCGAACAUCAUGAUGGUGAUCCUGAAACAUUGUAUACUGAAUUCCAACCGGAAUAUGAGAUGGAAUUGCACUUGGAUAACAGUUUUUUGAAGUAG